AAUGUCCCAUGGGUGGGGCUUACCAUACAGUCAAAAGCCUUGUAAUAUGAUCCCAGUCUGGAAUGUCUGUAUAUACAUAAUCUCCAGUGAAACGAGAGCCUGCCAGCUGCCAUGAUUCAUCUGCAGUAUGUAGGCUAAAGUUCAUUUCAGCAGACUGCAGCAGCUAAUCACCAGAGGUUUACAUUUCCAGAAAUACUCUGCAAAUAGAAAACAAUUAACACUUUCUUUGCAAUACAGCACCUGAUCUUUUGUUAAACCAUAAAGUCAUCAACAAGCAAAAUAAAAAUGUUCUUGGGGAUAGGAAGAUACCUGGUAAGAAGCAAAAUAUGUCAGAAUGGUAGACUGGCAAUGAAGAGUGCUCUAGAGUGGAAAACACAAGGAAGUUUCUUUCAACAUACAGUUGCAGUGCCUACGCUUUGCAGGACAAGCAUGAGAAUUCAGAAGGUGGAACAUCUCGACAGAGAACGCAAUGUCAGUGUGUGCUGGGAAGAUGGCAGUAAAAGUUUGUAUCCUUUCAUAUGGCUGAGAGAUAACUGCCAGUGUCCAGAGUGUUUUCUGCAUUCUGCCAAAGCACGCAAACUGGAUUUUGCACAUCUGGAUGUAAACACUUUAGUGAAAAAGGUCGCACUGACAGAAGACUCAAAGGUUUACAUUGUGUGGCCUGAUGAACAUACUAGUGAAUUUGAUCCUGAAUGGUUAAAGGAGAGGUGCUUUUCUCAAAAUGCUCGAUCAGAAAUGCAAAAGAAGAUAUGUGUGACGGAUUUUAUGUAUUGGAAAUCAGACCUGAAGAUUCCCACCAUCAGCUAUGAAGAUGUUCUCAAAAGUGACAAAGCUGCAUACAAGUGGCUAGAAGCUCUUCGAAGGGUUGGUGUUGUACUCCUCAAAGGAGCUCCUGCAGAAGUGGGAGCAAUAACGAAGCUUGGGGAAAGGAUUGGUUUCCUGCGUAUGACAUUUUACGGGCUUACCUGGCAUGUUAAGGACAAACAGGAUGCAAACAAUGUUGCAUAUACUGCUGGACCACUAGGAGUUCACACAGACUACCCAGUACUUCAUCAUUCGCCAGGGGUUCAGAUGAUUCACUGUAUACAACCAGCAAAGUCUGGAGGAGACAGCGAAAUUGUGGAUGGAUUCUAUGUAGCAAAGAAACUUCGACAAGAGCAGCCAGAGGCAUUUCAAAUGUUGACAUCUGUUCUUGUGAAUUUUGUUGAUACUGGAACUGAUUAUUGUGAUUUUCAUUUGCAUUCUAAAGCCAGAAUUAUACAACUUGAUGAAAAAGGUGAAGUUGUCCGAAUUAAUUUUAACAAUGCCACACGGGAUUCCGUAUUCGAUAUUCCUGUAGAAAAAGUGCAGCCAUUCUAUACAGCACUCAGUUACUUUGUAGCUCUUCUAAAUAAAGAAGAAAACCGAAUCUGUUUUACACUGGAAAAAGGUGAUGUUGUGGUGUUUGACAACUGGCGUGUUUUGCAUGGCCGUCAGAACUUCGAAUCAGAAGAACAAAACCCACGCCAUCUUGAAGGUUGCUACUUAGACUGGGAUGAAGUCAUGUCUAGAUUUCGGAUUCUACAGAAAGCAGUUUGUGAGGACAAUGAAAAGACAAUCUCAAAAUGAUAAUGCUGAAACAGGAUGAUCAUAUUCUGUUAGAAGCGACAUCUUAAGAUGAUGUCUUCAAUAACUUUGACUACAAACCUCGUCUUAAUUAUUCCAAUUGUAUCACAGAAUCCUUUGCAAAUCUUGCCAGGAAGGAUCACAGUUUAUAAUGCCAAGAUACUUCAAUAUUUUCACAAAAGAGUAAUCAGACAGAAACAUUUUGCUAUAAUGGUAGUCAGACAGUACAUAAAGUUCUACCAUCUCCUGGAGAUUGGUAAAAGUUAUUUAGUACCUGGUCUUAAACGUCCAGGUUAGGUUGCUAUUUUUAAAUAUCAUUUUAAACAACUAUAUACAAUAUUUACAAUAGCCUGACUUUCAAUUAUAUGCACUGUAUAUUAUUAAAUAUAGAAUUAACAGAUCAGUUAUCAGAGAUACAAAGAUGUAACUUUCUUUCAAGGAUUAUUUAUCUAUGGCCUGGGAUAGAUUCGUAGUUCUUUGAUUUUUAUUUCCAUCAAUGCAGUCAUCUUCAGUAA
Protopterus annectens (West African lungfish) is the source of this 2120-nucleotide messenger RNA. It is a transcript of the gene BBOX1, whose product is annotated as gamma-butyrobetaine hydroxylase 1. Lineage: Eukaryota; Metazoa; Chordata; Ceratodontiformes; Protopteridae. Gene Ontology annotation, biological process: carnitine biosynthetic process. The record is from RefSeq and is a predicted model, not a curated record. The transcript has 8 exons. Gene Ontology annotation, molecular function: iron ion binding; gamma-butyrobetaine dioxygenase activity. Gene Ontology annotation, cellular component: mitochondrion. The coding region runs from base 286 to 1608 and encodes 440 amino acids.